Anolis sagrei ordinatus is the source of this 5350-nucleotide messenger RNA. It is a transcript of the gene EGFLAM, whose product is annotated as EGF like, fibronectin type III and laminin G domains. The record is from RefSeq and is a predicted model, not a curated record. Gene Ontology annotation, molecular function: protein binding; calcium ion binding. Lineage: Eukaryota; Metazoa; Chordata; Lepidosauria; Squamata; Anolidae.
GGCCGCUCCUCAAGAAGCGAGAGGCGCUUCCUUGCGCGCCGGGACGGAGGGCGGCUUUGCUUUAAUCCCAUCCCAGGUCUCCGCCCUGUUGCGUGGAGUGGGAAGGGGAAAAAAAACCCUUUCUCCUCGCUGCCACUUCGUAACGUCUGCCUUCCGCAGCCUCCAGACGCCAAGCCUUCCCCCGUCGCUUGCAAUUCCCAGACUCUGGAGAAGGUCUUGGGGAUCCUCUUCCCUUCCCUCGGGGUGCGAAGCCAGGAGGCGCGCUUCCCCACUCGACUUGGGCAAAGUUUGCGCAAAGAUCGCUUGGCGUGGGAGUCCCAUUCCGGGAGGAAAGGGCGAUGGAUGUACAGGGCUGCCCGGCCUUGGCUUUGCUCCUCUUGGUUUGUUCCCUGGGAUCCUUGGCAGCGAACAGGAGGACCAUCCCAAGGAGGCAAGAUAGACUGGGCCCUCCCUUGGAUAUAACACUGGACUCACUUAACUGCACAGCAUUCAGUAUACAAUGGAGGAUGCCUCGGCAGCACGCAAGCAGUAUCACUGGCUAUACUGUCUAUUACGCCGAGGUCAAGGCUGAUAAACCAAUUAGACAGCAGUCGCAUGAUGUGCCUCUCAGCCUGGACAUGCUCAGCAUAGGUCCAAUGGAUGGUCAAGCAAUUUUUGAAGUCGUUAUUGGAGAUUUGAAGCCAGGCGCUCUCCAUCGUGUUAGUGUUGGAGCUUAUGGCUGGGCCGGAAAAGGGAGGCCCAGCAUGCCCAAGAAUGUAACAACUUUAUCACAAGAUAAAUGCAAGGUUCCAGAUCCACCAUAUCAGCCCCAAGUCAUUGUUGUUUCUGACUCAGAAGUUGCACUCACAUGGAAACCAGGACCUAGUGAAGGAAGUUCUCCAAUUCAGUACUACACUGUGGAAUUUAUCAGGCCUGAUCUUGAUACCAACUGGACAGUUAUUAGAGAACAGAUCCAGAUGGACUCCAUGGUCCUGAAGGGGCUAAGUCCAAACAACAUGUACCAGUUUGCAGUCCGAGCUGCAAAUUCAUAUGGAACCAGUCCACCCAGUGCUUCCAGUGACCCUAUCAGAAUGUUCAGCCCAGAAGAGCUAGGAAGUGGAAGCUACAGGCAUCGAUAUCUCACAGACACAGGGAAUGGUGAUGAUGACAGAAUUGAGAUUGAUGAUUCAGACUAUGACAUUUACAUUGACGAGCUCAAACCACUUCCUGCUAUCAAAGGAAGCAAUAGGAAGUUUUUUGUUGAGACCAAGAUUUCACAAGGGUCUACUGCAAGGCUCCUUUCACGGUUGCUUUCAUCUACUCCAUCUCCUAUUACUUUCCCUGCAAUAACUACACUUCCACCACGUACCACCACCACUACAAGUCUUAAGGCCAUCAGGAGAAACGGCGUGGCCACAGUGAUACGGCAGUCGGAUCAGUCAUGUGAUGAAACUAUUUGCUCUACUGACAGCUUUUGCGUUAAUGAUUAUGAAAGGAGUGGUUCUCGUUGCCACUGCAACCUUGGCAAAGGAGGAGAGAGCUGUUCAGAAGAUGUUAAUAUACAAUAUCCUCAGUUCUUUGGCUAUUCAUAUAUCACCUUUGAACCUCUGAAAAAUUCCUACCAGAAAUUCCAAAUUACUGUUGAAUUCAGGACUGAAGCCGAAGAUGGUUUGCUUCUGUAUUGUGGAGAAAAUGAGCACGGACGUGGUGACUUCAUGUCAGUUGCAAUCAUCCGAAGAAACGUCCAGUUCAGAUUCAACUGUGGUACUGGGAUUGCAGUAAUUACCAGUGAGAACAGAGUUAAACUGGGAAACUGGCAUAGUGUGACUGUGUUCAGAGAUGGACUGGAAGGUUGGCUUAGACUGGAUAACAACCCUCCUGUUUCUGGUAAAUCUCAGGGUCAAUACAGCAAGAUUACUUUCCGAACUCCCUUCUAUCUUGGAGGUGCUCCAACAGCCUAUUGGCUUGUAAGGUCUGCAGGAAUGAACCGUGGCUUUCAAGGCUGUGUUCAAUCACUCAUUGUCAAUGGAAAGAUCAUCGAUAUGCGGCCUUGGCCUUUGGGGAAGGCUCUUAGUGGAGCAGAUGUAGGUGAAUGCAGCAGUGGAAUUUGUGAUGAAGCAUCCUGCAUAAAUGGUGGAACUUGUACAGCAAGCAAAGCAGAUCGGUACAUCUGCCUUUGCCCACUUGGGUUUAAAGGCCGCCACUGUGAAGAAGCUUACCUCCUCUUCAUGCCUCAAUUCAAUGAGAGCUUGAAAUCCUUUGCUAUCACUCCCUGGCCUUUGGAACCACAGAAUUACCUUUCUUUCAUGGAAUUUGAGAUCACAUUUCGCCCAGAUGCAGGGGAUGGUGUCCUUUUAUACAGCUAUGAUACGGGCAGCAAAGACUUCCUAUCCAUUAGCAUGGCAAACCGUUAUGUGGAGUUCAGGUUUGACUGUGGUUCAGGAACAGCUAUCAUCAGGAGCGAAGAACCUGUCAGCUUGAACCAGUGGCAUGAGCUCAGAGUGUCACGCACAGCGAAAAAUGGCAUAUUGCAAGUUGAUCAGCAAACACCAGUAGAAGGAAUGGCAGAGGGAGCUUUCACACAGAUUAAGUGCAAUCCUGAUAUGUUCCUUGGUGGAGUACCAAGUUAUGACAAUGUGAAGAAGAACUCUGGGGUCCUUAAACCCUUCUCUGGGAGUAUUCAAAAGGUUAUCCUGAACGACCGGAUAAUAGACCUAAAGCAGGAUUUAACAUCUGGAAUAAACCUAGACAACACUGAGCAUCCCUGUGUGACUGCCCCAUGUGUCAAUGGGGGAACCUGCGUGCCCAAGAAAGAUGGCUACGAAUGUGAUUGUCCUUUGGGUUUUGAUGGGCAACAUUGCCAGAAAGAAUGUGGAAAUUACUGCUUAAACACUGUAAUGGAAGCCAUUGAAAUCCCACAGUUCAUCGGCCGCAGUUACCUCACGUACGAUAGUCCGGAUGUUCUGAAAAGAGUAUCAGGAUCAAGAACAAACAUAUUUAUGAGGUUUAAGACAACACUGACAGAUGGCCUCUUGUUGUGGAGGGGAGACAGCCCUAUGAGGCCCAACAGCGAUUUCAUCUCCCUAGGUCUUCAGGAUGGUGCCUUGGUCUUCAGCUAUAAUCUGGGUAGUGGCAUCGCUUACAUAACAGUGAAUGGCUCUUUCAAUGAUGGAAGGUGGCACCGAGUAAAGGCAGUUCGGGAUGGCCAGUCUGGAAAGGUAACAGUGGAUGAUUAUGGUGCUAGAACUGGCAAAUCUCCAGGAAUGAUGAGACAAUUGAACAUCAAUGGGGACCUAUAUGUGGGUGGAAUGAAGGAAAUUGCACUCCAUACAAACAGACAAUAUAUGCGAGGACUGGUGGGUUGCAUUUCCCACUUCACACUUUCCACCGAUUACCACAUUUCACUGGUUGAAGAUGCAGCUGAUGGGAAGAAUAUUAACACUUGUGGAACAAAGUAACCAAUGGAGGGGUUUUUGUGGGGAAGAGCCUUCCUUAAUCAUAUAUCAGUAACAGUACAAUGACUGAUCUUGCACAUUGAGGACUGCCUCCCAGGAAGGCCAAAAACCAAGAACCAAAACUGGAGGGAGCGUUUCUCACACUCCUUUGCGUUGGAUCCCCUGCUAUCAUAGUCCUACCAAGUGCUUUGGGUGGGAACCUCAUACUUUCCUUUUUAUCAAGGAUGCAAUCUAGCAAAGCCCCAAUGCUGUUGCAUACAGCUGGUGCAUUUCCAGCCAGGUCAACUAUAUAAACCGGUAUACAUCCUUGUGAAAAGUAUCAGCCAGUACCAGCUUCAGACAUGUACAGCUGUUUUACAACAGCCAACUCAUGCAGGUUUUUUUUUAAAGAUAAGAUGAAGCAAUGUGGACUACUUUGUCAGCAUGGACAGUACAAUUCAUUUCAACGACUGGUCCCAAGGCCAUCAAUAUUUAUCCAUCUGGACCAUCAGUAUUUAUCCAGUGUGUUUCCCUCACCUCCCAUCAGAGCUCAGCAAAGCUACUGUCCUGGUUCUCAUGUUGGCUGGGGAAAUCUGAAAGCUAUUGGCCAAAAGGGUAAUUUUCCUAAGUUCUCCUUUCCUGUACUAUUCCUUUAGUUAAGAUUGUGGUCUGUUCAGAGCUACACAAUGGAAAGGCAGUAGCAAUACCUUCAAAUUAAGUUGCAUCAUAGCAAGAACGAUACUGCAAGUUGCUGUCACCACAGCAUACAUUUGUCUCCUCAGCAUUCAAGGAGGGUUAGGUUUGCCACUUCUGGGCAUGCAAUGGACCACUCAUUCUAUCGUCCACUAUUUUAUUCCAAGGGGGCCAGUAGAGAGAAGUAGCAGAUCAAAAUGGCUGCUUACUGAACCACUGAACAUGAAAGCAUAGGAAGGAUUCUUGUGCUCAAAUGGGUUACUUGAGACCUUCACAAUUCUCUGUAAACGAAAAAUUAGCACAGAAAACAGUUUUCUGCAUGACGAAGAUGAAGGUAAAAUUCAUUUAUUCAAUUUCAUUUUCCUCAUCUUCUAAUUGAGGAGGUACAGUUCAUGGUUGAGAUACUUCUUUGAGUUAUGCAGGUGUUAAGUCCAAUUUAGGUCUAUAUAUCUCUUUUUUAGUUGCUGCAGAAGUUGGAGUCCUAUACUGACUCUCAAAUGAGUCAACAAACCCCAUCUUUUAGCUGCUGCAUAUCCCUUCACACAGAGAGGUUUGUUUAUAGGCUGCUGAAGAGUGAAUGGGAAAUAGUGAUGAAGUUUCCAGCUAUGUUCCUAUAACUAAAGGAAUAGUAAGUAGUAAUGUGUAGCAGAAUUAACAUGAUAUGGUUCAUGGUUUGUUUCUUUUCAACUCAAAGGAAAAUAUUAAUCCUAGUAAUGGCCCACUUCCAACAAUCUGCAAGGUGUAUCUUGAGAGCUGCAUUUCUACAUUCCAUGUUCCUAUUUGAGGUAGACCAUGUUGAAUUUCCUACAAAAAUAUAUUACGACUCCAUUCUACCCCAAUGUAAAACGACUAUAAAUGUUAGCUCCUUUAUAGUUUAUGUUGUUUGCCGAAGAAAAUGGUUCUUUGUAUAAAAAACUACUUUUUUAUUACAAGCAUUGAAUCUCAACCACCACAUUUUAUAGCAGUAAUUUUGUACAUGUCUAUUUUUAUAUAGGAGCAGCUGUUAUCAAUUAGAUAAUUUUGCAAAAGAAUUAGGUGUCUGACACAGAUUAGCAUGUUGUUUGUUCUUCCCAAAAGGGAAAAGAGUGCAAGGAAGUUUUGUAUUUGCUUAUUUUACAGUUUCAGUGGAAAUAUUUAUGAAAUGUAACAGGUUUUACAAUGUGGUUGGAUGAGUUAGACGGCUGAAAAAUGUACAUUCUUGAAAGUUUUCUGGUUCAAAAUUAUUGAAAAGAUGUUAAAUUGUG